Messenger RNA from Metarhizium album ARSEF 1941, 1242 nucleotides. Its product is annotated as ATP12 ATPase family protein. Lineage: Eukaryota; Fungi; Ascomycota; Sordariomycetes; Hypocreales; Clavicipitaceae. Gene Ontology annotation, cellular component: mitochondrion. Gene Ontology annotation, biological process: mitochondrial proton-transporting ATP synthase complex assembly. The record is from RefSeq and is a predicted model, not a curated record. The transcript has 2 exons. Bases 1 to 1242 code for a protein of 413 amino acids.
AUGGGCAUUGGCCAUGCGGCGUCCAAGUGGAUCACGUCCCGGCCCCUGGCCCUGGGAACCACAGGAAACCGACUUCCAUCACUUUAUAACCACGACCACAACCGCACAAGUCACGUCACGGUCACAGUCACAGUCUCAUCGUCAAUCACCACCAUGCGGCCGGCAGCCCCGUGGCCGCUGCGGGCAAUCUCACGCACCCUCCAUUCCACGGCAUCCAGAGCAGCCAACGUCGCCCCGAUUCUCGGGACCGGACCGCCGCCGCCGCCGCCGCCGCCGACCCCGACCCCAGCCGUCCGCAACAUGAACGAGCGAAUCGAGCGUCGGCGCAAGCAGGCCGAGCUGCUGAAGCAAGCCAAGGUCAUCAGGACCGCAAAGGACGGCAGGUCCACGACCCUGCGGAAACGCUUCUGGAAGGACGUCAGCGUGCAAGAAGUGGACGGCGCUCUCCAGAUCCACCUCGACUCACGGCCGUUGCGGCACCCCCAGACCAAGGACGUCAUCCGACUGCCGGCCUCCAAGCCCAACCUCGCCUUCGCCAUCGCCCUCGAGUGGGACGCCCUGACGUCCUCGCUGCAGGCCACCAAGCAGCACUUGAUCCCGUUGACGUCGCUGGUCUGCCGGGCGCUGGACGUCGAAAGGGACGACGCGUCGAGCGCGCCAGGCGCGGCAAAGACGAUCCGCGGCGAAAUCACCGCCAGCGUCCUGCGGUAUCUCGACACCGACUCGCUGCUGUGCUGGGCGCCGCCCGCGGGAGAGUUUGACCCGCGCAACGACGCGGGCGAGUCCCUCCGGGACGUGCAGAAGCGCACCACCCACGAGAUCGUCUCGUUCAUGACGACGCACGUCUGGCCCGGCAUCAGGCUCGAGCCUGUGCUCGACGGCGACGCCAUCAUGCCCAGGAAGCAGGAGGAAGGCGUGCGGGAGGUCGUCCAGGGCUGGGUGGCUGGCCUGAGCCCCUGGGAAAUCACGGGGCUAGAGCGGGCCGUGCUGGCGGGCAAGAGUCUGGUUGCUGCGGCGCGCUUCAUCACCGAGUGGACCGAGGGUCCCCUCAGGAGGCCCAACGUGGCCGGUCACGCGCACUUUGGCGUGGAAGAAGCCGCCAAGACGGUCAAUCUCGAGGUGGACUGGCAGGUUGCACACUGGGGAGAGGUUGAGGAUACGCACGAUGUGAACAACGAGGAUGUGCGGAGACAGCUGGGCAGCGUUGUGUUGUUGGUUUCGGGCACGGGCAAGCACGCUUAG